AUGUCUAAAGAACAUUCAAAGGAUGACUGUAACGCUAUUGGACGCUUAAUAAAGGAUUUAUGUAGCUGUACAGAAAACGCUGCCUGGUCACCCGAUAUGACUUCUGACAGAAAAGGACCUUUUCUAAAGAGUGAAUUAACUAAUAUGUCAGCCAUGCGCAGAAGAAUAAUGACUAUUGCGAAACGUAGAAACAAAAAUCCUGAGCCGCCAAAAUUAAGAUAUGAAUCUAGAAAAUCGAUAGAAAAUCUUACCUCACACCUAAUAAACGCAAAUUCCAGCUCAGAGGAUAGCACGCUAAAAAGAAACAUCGAUAAUUUCCUCAUAUCAAGACGCAUGAUUGCAUUCGAGGAAGACAUCUACGAAAAGCCGAUUCAGCACUCGAUAAAAAAUUCCUCAUGCGGAGAAAAUUGGUCACUAAGCAAAGCUUGGAAGAAUAACAAUAUCGAUUUCUUCAAUCAAUCCCCUUCCCUCGAUUCUAAUAGAUUAAUUGACCGGAACGUCUACUUGGAUCGGAUAGACGAGAUACCGACAAGGAAGAAGCGAGACAAAAAAUUUAAAGAGCAGGUACGGUACGAUAGAAAUAUCAAGCGUCAUCUUAGGAUCCGCGUGAUGUUGUCAUUGAGAAUGAGACGUUACGUAAAGAAACGGUUGAGGAAACAGAAGGUGCCGCCAACUUAUAACGUAGGCGUCCCUCCACGGAGGUUCCCCAGGGGGGCCUCAGUCACGUCGAGUUUCGGGACCAGGUCGUACAGGAGUGUCAUGACAGAUAAAACUGGGGACGGAGCUGUGCUCUUUGAUAUACAUGAAGCGAGAAACUCGACGAUGGAACUAUGUCACGAUUAUGAAGAAGAUCUCGACACGCUAGAUAUAGCAUUACGCGCCGGAAAUUUCAGGAGCGGUCGCCUAGCGGUGGAGGGCUGGUGGUGUGGUCGAACGAUGCCGCCCGGGGGGCGGACCAACAAUGGCGCCCUGGCGCUGCAUUACGCAGCCGCGAGGGGCUGCCUGGACUGCGUGAGAUUGCUCGCGAACACAACACCUGAUGUCUCCGCUAAUACGGCGAUGGACAAUGACGUCACGCCAGUUUACCUGGCAGCUCAAGAAGGUCACCUGGCAGUGUUGAAAUAUUUGGUGCUAGAGGCUGGCGGGCGAUUGGACGCGAGGGCUCGUGAUGGCAUGCAGCCCAUACACGCCGCAGCGCAGACCGGUUGUUUGGACUGCGUGAAAUGGAUGAUUGUCGAACGAGGCAUAGAUCCCAAUGCGAGAGAUGGAGAUGGUGCGACACCACUUCACUUUGCAGCGUCCAGGGGCCACUUAUCCACAGUGCGCUGGCUGCUUCGUCAUGGAGCCAGGCUUCACCUCGAUAGACACGGCAAAAGUCCAAUCAAUGACGCAGCUGAGAACCAUCACUUGGAGUGCCUGAAUGUGCUUGUGGCCGCUGGGGCAACGUGCGCAGACAACAAACAGCUCUCUACGUACAAAGCGAUCCACGCAUGCGCGUGCUCGCCUGGGGACGCAAGAUGCGCGCUACCUAAUUGCGUUAAUAGCAAUGGCGAUCGAUCCCCCUUCUUCCUGCACGCGCCCGAGCGCGAGAGACGCAUUUCUAUUCAAGAACGCCGGGGCUCCCUGCCUUCUACCGCGGGCUCCGUCGGCUCCAACCGAUCUGGACCAGCCGAUGGACUAUACGUGAACCCAAUGCAGAGAGGAACUUCUACUAGUAUUAUACACCAUACGUCUUCUGGGGAAGAAAGUUCAGCAGUAUGCUCGGCGUCUGAAGUGGAGACAUCGCAGUCUGGCGGGUGGUUCCUGCACGGGGGCGGCAGCUGCGGCGGCGGUGCGGCGCCCGCGGCGCUGUACCAGCGCGUGCGCGACCUGUUCCAGGCGCGCUCACCCGGCCCCAGGGCGCCCGCCGAGGGUCAGGAGGCGCCCACCAUGACUGUGAAAGCGGAGGUGCACGGCGCGGAGCAGUCGGACAGCGACAGCGGCGCGGAGGCGGCGCGGCGCGACCACCACUACGAGGACAUCUGCCUGCCCGCCGACCAGCCGCGGAAGAGGAGCAGUUCGCGUGAUUCUGGAAGUCACAGCAGGCCGGGUAGUGCCGCGCUUAUCAUCGACUACGCAACUAAAGAAAACAAUGACAGUUGCAACAAAGCAUACGAAGAAGUCUCACCGCCACCAGAUAACCAGACCAAGUCCACAAUUGCUACCAAAUUAGCUGCGCUCACCCACAAGGCACAGAACUUUGCCAGCCGCAUCUCAUCGGCGGCGGGCAGCCGACGCGCGUCUGUUUCGGACGAGGUGGUGACCACACCGGCGUCUGCCUCUUCUGGCGUGUCAUCGGGCGGCAGCUCCUGCGACGAGGCACCACCACCGCCGCCCCCACCACCCGCACCACCCGCACCACCCGCGCCGCCGCCCGCCGUGCUCGAGGAGCCCGCGCUCAGACCCUCUGAGCUGCGCGGCAGGCUAGCGGGGCGGCGUGGAUCCACGGCGUCCGCAGACGACGAGCGACCGCGCGGGCCCAACCUCGUCAACAAACAGCCCGCCCUGCCUUUCGUGCCGCCGGCGUUCCCUCACAACGCGCCCGACCGCCUCAUCAAACCUUCGGAAUAUUUGAAAACAAUCACGGCGCCUUGCAAGAGGGACGACACCGCGGCGGAGGCCAGACCUCCGCCGCCGCCGCCCGUCCCCAACGAGAACAUCCCUCCGCCGCCGCCGCAGCCACCCGCGAUCAUGCACCAGCCUCUAGGCGCUAUAAGCAGCGCCGAAAUAACAGCUGUUCGACUCAGGACACCAGCCACGAAGACCCUUUCCGCGCCACCUCCGACCCGAUCCGUCAGUCUACAAUGCCUGCCGAGCGCCGCGGAAAGUUACAGAAGCGCGAAAACGGACCUUAUCGAGGAACUAAAAAUGUCCAAAGACAUAACGGGCAUAAAAAAGUUGAAAGUCGAACGCGCCAGACGGGAAAGCCUACAGGAUAAGGAAACCUUCACUGAAUUCACAAAGCGGUUUACGGCGGACAAUUUCGUCGAUCAGGUAAGUAAAGUCAAAAAUAUAAACAUUCAAAUUAAGAACGUCGCACAAUUGAAACUUUAA
Messenger RNA from Parnassius apollo (apollo), 3093 nucleotides. The record is from the annotation of a GenBank genome assembly. Lineage: Eukaryota; Metazoa; Arthropoda; Insecta; Lepidoptera; Papilionidae.